Diceros bicornis minor is the source of this 3494-nucleotide messenger RNA. RefSeq names its product zinc finger protein 211-like. NCBI's taxonomy places the organism in Eukaryota, Metazoa, Chordata, Mammalia, Perissodactyla, Rhinocerotidae. Gene Ontology annotation, biological process: regulation of transcription by RNA polymerase II. The record is from RefSeq and is a predicted model, not a curated record. Gene Ontology annotation, molecular function: DNA-binding transcription factor activity; RNA polymerase II cis-regulatory region sequence-specific DNA binding. The transcript has 3 exons. The coding region runs from base 207 to 1670 and encodes 487 amino acids.
CGCUUUCAGGUGGGUUCGCUUCAAGUUCCGGAACGGUGGGUUCGACUUGAGGUGACGGGACCCAGACGGCGCGAGAGGAGGCGCUGUCCGCGCUGCACAGGGCGGGUCUGAGGCUCGGCGACGCCGCCCGGGGCACCCGCGCCACCGCCGUGCCCGGGUCUCCUCCUCUCCCGCCACUCCCGGCCCCGCUCUGCCCCCAGUGUCCCAUGGCGGCGGCCGCGCGGAGGGAGCCGGCUCAGGGCACUGUGACUUUUGAAGAUGUGGCCGUGUACUUCUCCUGGGAGGAAUGGAAUCUCCUUGGUGAGGCUCAGAGAUGCCUGUACCGUGAAGUGAUGCUGGAGAACUUGGCACUUAUAACCUCCCUUGGUUGUUGGUGUGGAGCAGAGGAUGAGGCACCUGAGCAGAGUGUUUCUGUAGAAAGAAUGUCACAGGUCAGGUUUUCUAAGGCAGGUCUGUCUUCCCAGAGGGCCCACCCAAGUAAGAUGUGUAGCCCAGUCUUGAAAGACAUUUUGUGCUUGUCUGAGCACCUGGGAACAUGUCGUGGACAGAAGUUGUGCAGGUUUGGGCCAUGUGGGAAGCAAUUAUAUUUCAAUGCAAACCUCCAUCAGCACCAAAAGCGGGACAUUGGAGAGAAACCCUUUGGAAUCAAUGUGAGCAGAGCUUCGUUUGUGAAUGAUUGCAAAUUCCAUGUGUCUGGGAAUCACUUUACCUGCAGGGAGGUUGGGAAGGGCUCCCUGGCCUUGUCAGGACACUUCCAGGUACAAACCACUCACACUGAAGAAAAGUCAAACACUGGAACUGUGUGUGGGGCAGCCUUUCAUAGGCAAAAAUCUCGUUACAGCUCUGGAGAAUGCAUGAAAGCUUUGAUGUGCGAACACACACUUGUUCAGCACCAGAGAGUCCUGACUAGAGAAAGAUGUUACAUGUGCAGUGAAUGUGGGAAAUCGUUUAGCCAAAGCUACAGCCUCAUUAGACACUGGAGAGUUCAUUCGGGAGAAAGGCCUUAUGAGUGCAGGGAAUGUGGGAAAUCCUUUAGCAAAAGCUAUACCCUCAAUAAUCACCAGAGAGUUCACACUGGAGAAAGGCCUUAUGAAUGUGGGAAAUGUGGGAAAACCUUUACGCAUAGCUCUAACCUCAUGAAACACCAGAGGGUUCACACUGCAGAAAGGCCUUAUGAAUGCAAGGAAUGUGGGAAAUCUUUUACCUACAGGUCUAUUCUCUUGGAACACCAGAGAGUUCACACUGGAGAAAGGCCUUAUGAGUGCAGCGAAUGUGGGAAAUCAUUUAGCCAAAGGUCCCACCUCAAUAACCAUGGGAGAAUUCACACUGGAGAAAGGCCAUAUGAAUGCUGGGAAUGUGAGAAAUCCUUUAGCCAUAGCUCUAGCCUCAUUAAGCACCAAAUAGUUCAUACUGGAGAAAGGCCUUUUGAGUGUGGGGAAUGUGGAAAAUCCUUUUACCAAAAUUCUGGCCUCAUUCAACACCAGAGAGUUCACACUGGAGUAAGGCCUUAUGAGUGUGAUGAAUGUGGAAAAUUAUUUAGUAACAAGUCCAACCUCAAUAAACAUUGGAGAGUUCAUACUGGAGAAAGGCCUUAUGAGUGUAGUGAAUGUGGGAAGUCUUUUAGCCAAAGCUCCAGUCUCAUUCAACACCAGAAAGUACACACAAGGUAAAGACCUUAUGAGUCAUCCUAUGAACUGAACGUUUAUGUUCCCCAAAAGUCAUAUGUUGAACCCUAUCCUCAUCAGGAUAGUAUUAGGUACCACAUUAGUGGUAGUAUUAGGAAGUGAGGUCUUUGGGAGGUAGUUAGGAUUAGAAUGGAUCAUAGAGUGGAGCCCUCAUGGAUGGGAUCAGUGUCCUUGUAAGAGUCGUGAGAGAGCUCGCUUCCUUUAUCUGCCAUGUGAGGACCCUUUGAGAAGAUUAUCAUCUGUGAAUCAGGAAGUAGAUCCUCAUCGGACGCAGAUGUCAUCUGUGAAUCAGGAAGUAGGUCCUCAUCGGACGCAGAACCGGACCAUAUGGGAACUGUGAUGUUGGAAGUCCAGCCCCCAGAACUGAGAAAUAAGUUUCUGUUGUUUAUAAGCCACCCAGUUUAUUAUAGUUUGUUAUAGCAGCCUGAGCUAAGACAAAUGUGGAGAAUAUGGGUAAUCAUUUAGCCAAAGUACAGUCUCGUAAAAAUCAGAGAAUUCACACUGGAGCAAAGCCUUAUGAGUGGGUGAAUGUCACAAUUCCUUUAGGCAGUCAUCUGUCUUCAUUCCACACUUCAGAGUUCACACUGCAGAAAGGCUAUAAAAUAACAGAGAAUGUGAUAUUUCCUUGCUUAGUGUAAUUACACUGGAGGUGAACCUUGCUGAAGAAGUCAUAUACCUGAAUUGAACUUCGUUCAUCUGAAUGUCCAUAGUAGGGUGACUUCGCAUAAGUUCCAGCUAUUUGGGAAACUUUCGGAAGCUGCAUUGUGCUUUCCAACUUGCGCAGAGUCCUUACUAUCUUUGUCACUGCCAGUUUCUGUGGCAGAAGUCAUUUUACCUCUGCUACGUGGCAGGGCCCCACAAUGUAGAUCAGUUAGCACCCCAACAUGCUUAGUGAAGCUGACCUCUGCUCUCUCAUUUGUUGAUUCAAAUGGGUAACUGGAACCCCCAGGGGAUCCUCAUUCCACUCUCUCUAAGUUAGGGCAUAGAUGUGACCUGUUGUUGGCCCAGAGUACCUGAUCUGAGUUCUGGGUGGUGUCUUGCAGAGAAAGACUACAUCUCUUAGGGAUGUUGUUGGUCUCUUUUGAUUCUUCUGAUAAAUCUUUGCAGCUUCCAAGUCACCAACCCAGGAAUUUUGUGCCACACGUUGCUCUGGUUUAUGCAGUAAUAAAGUCCUUUUUGUUUAAUUACCUUUAACCUUGGAUGUUCUGUUCAUUCUGGGACGUGGUUUGAAAGCAGAAUUGGGCUCUACCAGCAUGAAAGGGAUGAACAAAUUUCACUGGAUCUGUAUCAAACCAAUACACAACAAUCUACACUGAUUUCAAAUCACACACUAAUUAAUCUGAAGGGCCUAAUACCCUGUACAAAUCUAAAUUCACAAAAAUAUCAAUCCACCCUGUGAUUCUAAAUCGCUUGCAAUCUUAAUCACAGUCAUAUUUCGUGGGUAUUUUUUCCUUUGACACACAUUCUUUUACACCAUAGUUUAAUGAUCAGUUUAAGCAACCAUAUUCCUAAUAUUAGCAAAAGCAUAGUAAAGAACUCUAACAUGAUGCCAUAUUCAAUCACCAAAAGACCAGAAAUUAAGUUUCUUAAACCACUCGAUUAAGCUUCCUUGGCAAUUGCGUUUCCGUGUAAAAGCCAUUUUAUAAAGCCCCAGGGGUUACAAGCUUGCGUAGCAUCGUUAGGCACAUGCUUGGUUGCCAUUACAUGAGAAUUUAAAGCUGUCGUAACUUUAGGAAAAGCAUAUUUUUGUUCUCUUUAAUUCCUGCAAAGUUAUUUUGACUUUAUUAGUCUCAUCUUCUAGAUGUUCUU